UAACGUCUAAAAUGCCGCUUCUUCUAGCAUAACUUUCGUAUUUUCUUGUACAUGAAAAAAAAUAGACACAAUAUUUUGUGUAAAUAUAUAUUUAUAUUUAUUAUUUGUGUAAAUUUUAAAUAGUAUCGAAAGCAAAUAACAGCUGCAAAAACGAAGAAGAAGAAAAGUGAAACCAAUCUACGUUUAGUAUCUUUUUGUGUUUGUUUUUUAUUUUCAUGGAAUUUUGUCUUCGCAAUAUUUUGGACGAUUUGCUGCUGCUGGCGACUGGAGUUUGGAGUUUAUAGGAUGUUCCAAGAUGCAGGCUGAUGAAGCCAGAUAUUUGAAACGAAAAGUAAAAUGUGGCAGUAUUGAUGUCCAUCCCACUGAGAAAGCCCUGGUGGUCAAUUAUGAAUUGGAGGCUACUAUUUUGGGUGAGAUGGGAGAUGCGAUGCUUGGGGAGAGAAAGGAAUGUCAAAAAAUCAUCCGCGUGAAGAACUUGAAUGAGAACACAGAUCUGACUGCUUUGUCUCACGAAAUCAUUGACAAAUGUAAAUUAAUAUCACCAAGUAAACUACCUGAAAUUGAGCAAUUAUUGUAUUAUUUACAAAACAGAAAAGAAUCUUCACCACCUAAAGCCUCAGGUAAAACUCAGCUCUCCGACAAGCCACUUGAACCUGCCCUCACUGAUGGAACUGAAUUAGAUGAAGAAGCAAACCUCAAUGACACAGAUGAUUACUUAGAACUCCUCUACGAAGACAUACCUGAGAAAAUACGGGGUGCAGCCUUAUUUUUGCAGCUUGCAAGAAAUCCUGAUAAUCUCGAGGAACUUUUCCAUAAUGAAACCAUUGUUGGUGCUUUAGCAAGAGUUCUAAAAGAAGACUGGAAGCGUAGCACUGAGCUUGCUACACAUAUUAUUUCUAUAUUUUUCUGUUUUUCCAAUUUCUCUCAUUUCCACGGUGUCAUUCUUCAUUUCAAAAUUGGAGCCUUAUGUAUGACAGUAAUUGAUUAUGAGUUAAAGAAAUAUGAUCUUUGGAACGAUGAGAUACAGAAGAAGAAAAGAAACAUUAGUGAACUAGAAAAAGAAGAAAAAAUUAGAGCCAAGGAAGAAUAUGACAAAAGUGUGAAGAAAUUUGAGAGUGUUGUUAAAAAGCAAGAGCAAUUGUUAAGAGGUUUGUACCAACUUGGAGAAUAUCACCUGACUUGGAAACAGCUGAGGGCUGAACACUGCAUUAUCGAGAGGCUGGCCCCCUUAGUUCCCUGUGACAAUGAAGAUCUGCUUAACAUCACACUGAGGUUACUGAAAAAUCUGUCUUUUGAUUCUGAACAAAGGAGUAAGAUGAUCAAGUUUGGCCUACUGCCGAAACUUGUUAGCUUGCUGAAUAACGAAAACCAUAAAAUAGUUGUACUGGGCAUAUUGUAUCAUAUUAGUAUGGAUGACAAAGCCAAGACUAUGUUUACCUAUACUGACUGUAUCCCUGUGGUUAUGAAAAUGCUCUUUGAUAGUCCGGAAGAUACGGACAAAGAACUUCUGGCUUUGUGCGUGAAUCUUGCAGCAAAUAAACGAACAGCAGAGAUUAUUUCCGAAGGAAAUGGCCUCAAGAUGUUAUUUAAAAGAGCAUUCCGCUUUAAAGAUCCCAUUUUAAUGAAGAUGCUACGGAAUAUAUCUCAGCAUGAAGGAUUCACAAAGAAUUUAUUCAUUGAUUAUAUUGGUGACCUGAUUGAAGCAAUGAUGCAAAAAAGUCAUGAAGAAUUUGCUUUGGAGUGUUUAGGAGUGCUGGGCAACUUAACUAUUUUAGAAUUGAAUUAUGAAAUGAUUAUCAAAGAGUACAAUCUCAUAGCUUGGAUAAAAAGCAAACUUCAACCAGGUAACCAAGCUGAUGAUGUUGUCUUAGAAAUUGUUAUUCUUGUUGGCACUAUAUGCAAUGAUGACAGUUGUGCCAAACUACUCGCUGAAUCAGGAAUCAUACAAAGUCUCAUAGAACUGCUUAAUGCAAAACAAGAAGAUGAUGAAAUGGUGUGUCAGAUUGUCUACGUUUUCUACCAAAUGAUUUUUCACGAAUCAACCCGAGAAGUUAUCAUUAAACAAACUCAAGCACCAGCUUACUUAAUUGAUUUAAUGAAUGACAAGAACACUGAAAUUCGCAAAGUCUGUGAUAACACAUUGGAUAUCAUAGCUGAAUAUGAUGAAGAGUGGUCUAAGAAAAUCCAACAAGAGAAAUUCCGAUGGCAUAACUCUCAUUGGUUGGAAAUGGUAGAGUCUCGACAAAUGGAGGAUAACAAUGAAUCAUACUUGUAUGGUGAUGAAGGGAUCAACCCAUUUUUGCAUGACACAGAUAUUUUAGACAGACCUGAGCUAUUCUAUGGUACAACUGGUUUUGAUCCUGUGAUGAUGAUGGAUGGUCACCUUACUCCUGAGUACAUUGAUGACAAUGGUUUAUACAAUGGUAACCCUGAAUUUAUGAUGCCUUCAGGAAACUUAUAUAAUGUCAGGUAAAUAUUAAUUUUCUGUUUG
Octopus bimaculoides (California two-spot octopus) is the source of this 2491-nucleotide messenger RNA. Its product is annotated as kinesin-associated protein 3. Lineage: Eukaryota; Metazoa; Mollusca; Cephalopoda; Octopoda; Octopodidae. Gene Ontology annotation, cellular component: kinesin II complex; ciliary transition zone; axoneme. The record is from RefSeq and is a predicted model, not a curated record. Gene Ontology annotation, biological process: microtubule-based movement; cilium organization. Gene Ontology annotation, molecular function: kinesin binding.